This is a messenger RNA of Haliotis rufescens (red abalone), 3545 nucleotides long. Its product is annotated as cysteine sulfinic acid decarboxylase-like. The coding region runs from base 187 to 1740 and encodes 517 amino acids. Gene Ontology annotation, molecular function: carboxy-lyase activity; pyridoxal phosphate binding. The transcript has 14 exons. Gene Ontology annotation, cellular component: cytoplasm. Gene Ontology annotation, biological process: carboxylic acid metabolic process. The record is from RefSeq and is a predicted model, not a curated record. Lineage: Eukaryota; Metazoa; Mollusca; Gastropoda; Lepetellida; Haliotidae.
AGGCAGUUUGUCAUGCAAAGGUAACUUCAUAGCAAGCGCAAGACGGCCUUGACCCACAGCUGUGGGACGACAGCGGAAAAGUUCGCGUGGAAAAUCUAUAACAGCUUCUAGAACUGUCGGCACGCACUGAACGGAGUUCUGCCCCACUGUGAGGUAUUCCACACUUUUAAGUUGCUUGAGACCAAAAUGGCACGAAAUGGCGUCACUCUCCCUGUCAACAUGGCGGACGGGUCAGCUCAGAACGGUGUGACGAAUGGUGUCCGGCGGGGAGAUGGAAGUCCUGCAAAAAAACCCAGAACUGCUCUGAACACGGAUUUCUUGUCAGCCAUGUUUGACGUGAUGGUCAAGGAGGCCUUACAGGAAGGGCUGGACGUUAACAGCAAGGUGGUGGAGUUUAAGCACCCCAAAGAUUUGGAGUCCAUCAUGGAUCUGGACAUCGGUCAAGCUGGGACUCCUGACCAGACUCUCAUCAGCAUGACCAAACAGAUCGUCAAAUACAGCGUCAAGUCAGGACAUCCCCAUUUUUUCAAUCAGUUAUAUGGCGGAUUCGACCCAUACACCCUGGCAGGGGCGUGGCUUACUGAAUCCCUCAACACCAGCCAGUACACAUACGAGGUGGCACCUGUGUUCACCCUGAUGGAGAAAACCGUCCUCGCCAAGAUGUGUCGUCUGGCUGGUUUUCAAGAUGGUGAUGCAAUCUUCUGUCCUGGAGGCUCUGUGUCUAACAUGUAUGGAAUCAACCUAGCACGCUACAAGAAAUACCCUUCUGUCAAGACAGCAGGAAUGGGGGGAUUACCUCCCUUGUGUAUCAUGACGUCAGAGACGGGCCACUACUCCAUGAAGAAGGGGGCGUCGUUCCUCGGUCUCGGUAUGGACAAUGUCAUCGCCGUCAAGUGUGACGACAAGGGCAGGAUGCUGUCGUCUGCUCUUGAGGACGCCAUUUUGAAGGCGAAAGGAAAUGGCAUGGAUCCGGUGAUGGUUAAUGCGACGGCGGGCACGACAGUUCUCGGGGCAUACGACCCGCUAGUCGACAUCGCCGACGUAUGUGAGAAGUACGGUAUAUGGAUGCACGUGGACGGCGCGUGGGGCGCUGGGGUACUUCUGUCUGGAAGUCUAAGACACCUCAUGACUGGAAUAGAGAGAGCUGAUUCUUUGACGUGGAAUCCGCACAAGAUGAUGGGAGCAGCGCUGCAGACCUCUGCCUUCCUCACGCGUCACAAGAACCUGCUCUCUGAGUGCCACUCUGCCAAGGCCAAGUACCUGUUCCAGCAGGACAAGUUCUACGACGUCAGCUACGACACCGGGGACAAGUCAGUCCAGUGUGGCCGCAAGGUCGACGUCCUUAAGCUCUGGAUGAUGUGGAAGGCCAAGGGAGACAACCAGUUCGAGAGAGAUAUCGACAAUAUAUUUGCUUGUUCAAGGUAUUUAACUAAGAAGCUUCAGUCAACAGAAGGGUUCCGGCUUGUCCUGGAGGAGCCGGAAUGCACCAACAUCUGCUUCUGGUACAUCCCCCCGAGCAUGCGCAAUAAAACGGAAGACAGAGACUGGUGGGAGGCACUUGCGAAGGUGGCGCCUCGUAUCAAACAGCGCAUGACAGAAGAAGGAACGCUUUUGAUUGGCUACCAACCUGACGGACACAGGGUUAACUUCUUCCGGAUGGUUGUGUCGAACACCAGCUCCACACUCCACGACAUGGACUUCGUCGUGUCAGAGAUAGACCGACUAGGGCGAGAUCUGUGACACGUGACAGCCGCCGAAGAGGCCGUGAAAGACGGGACCUAGUUGUGUAUUCAUCUGAAGCAAAUGCUUAUUCAUUGUGACUCAGCAGUUUCUGUACGGACUACGGGUUACUGUGUCUGUGUAUUUCGCCGUUGACCUGUAUAUUCUAUUCAGCAACGUUAGACUGAGAUAACCCAUUGCGCACUGCAUACAUCGUAUCGCCCCAUCUCCAUGUGCAUAUGGUUGUGUUUUUUUUACUUACACAACCCAAAAAAAUCAUGACCAUAUAUGCUUUUACAAACCUACAUUAUUUUUUAAUUAUGAGAGUGUAUAUGUUUCAAUGUGUUUGUACUUGUACUCUCUAGUUCUAAUUUCGGGUUAAGGGUUGGCAACAUGUCCAAGGCCCCGCAAUGCAUUGUGAGUUGCCUCCCCUAGCCAUGUCAUGAUCCGCUGCCAUGUUCGUAGGUUCGAAUCUCAGAUUCGCCCUGAAUGUAACCCCUGGUUUGGCAGCACCGUAGCCGUAUCGUCAUGUUGGGCUUUCCUACCACAUCAAACUUACACGCCUUGAUAACAUUUGUAUACAGACAGACAGAAGUUUAUUCAAUAUUUUAGGCCAUAUGACCUAUAGUACAGUAGUGUUUGUUUUUUGUAUCAACAUUGUACAGUCACGUGUAGGUAAUAAUAAGUUUACAUAAAAAUAUUAACGUCUAAUUUCAAAAAUCUUCCUCAGGAAUAUUGACAGAGAUGAUAUUGUAUUUGCAUUGCAGGAGUUCAACAAAUUUCUCAUCAGUUGUUCAUCUUUGUACAUAGUUGAAAUCAUAGGGAGGUAUCUAUUUCUAAGAAACUGAUAAUAUUUACAAAUGAGAAGUACAUGAAACUCAUCCUCAACAUAGCCUUCAUUACAAUAACGGCAUAAACUACUUUCUUUAUCUUGUACAUUUUUCUUUCUGAGAUUGUUAACAUUAAAAUUAUGUAAUGAUAUACGUAAUUUACACAAAGAUCUUCUCAAAGUUCUAUCCUGAAGUACAGAUACAUAUUUUUCGGGAACAAGUAAAGAUUUUAUAUUCGUAUAAUGGCAUAAAAACCUUGAGGAUGAUAUUUGACAGUGCCAAUCUUGUGAAAAUAUAUCAACUAAUCUUUCCUUAAGCAUGAAGAUAAAUAGUUUAUCAUUUCCAACAUCUUGAGAUAUCCAUGCAAGAGAAAAACCAGACAUACAAAGAAUAUUUCUGAUAUCAGACACCCAUAAACAAUAUUUACCCUAACAUUUGUAUAAAGCAUAGUUGAAGUCAUUGUUCUACUCAUGUGGCAUCAUUUUUGACAUGACUCUCAUCGUGUAGACGGCACCACAGCUGAUUGUUAUCUUUUUUAUUACCCAUGUAGUGGACCUACUGGUAGUGUGAUACUAACUCAGUACGUCACACGUGUGUCGUCCAAGGUUGACCUCCGGUUUGAUUUUUGACAACUUUUUACUAUUACCAGAACUAAAGGAGCGUCGUGACACGGAGACACAAUUACAAAUAAACACACGGAAUGACGAUGAAAGUUGUUUAGUAUAGCCAAAAUAAAACAGUUUUCAUUUGGGAACGAAUAACUUAAUACAUUACCUACACGUGUAUAAUGGUCAAUGUGACAAAAACUGUUCCAAAUGCUAGCUUACCACAGCUUUGGUAAACAAACAAUUGACACUGCAAAGAUAUUUAGCUACACUGAAACAAAACUGAACGUGUUUUCGCGUCUCAUGCAAAUGCUUCUGUUGUAUUUAUGAACCUUUUUAUGAUUGUUACCCUUAGAGGCUCUAUUUAGGAAUUAAAUUUGUUUUCAAAGUA